CACUCACUCUUUCAACUACUUCACCUACAAAACAACACAGCACCACUUCACUUCAUUUCAUUUCAUUUCAUUAUCCAUAACCCAACCCUCUUAAACCCUAUCCCCAACCAUGGCGUCAACCGCUGCCGGCUCCUGCAACCUCUCCUCCUCCGCCUCCAUCUCCGCCUUCCCCUUCGCCGGCGGCGCGAGACGGAGCAGCAGCAGCAGCAGCAACAGCGUUGUUUUAUCCAGGAAGACCCGCAACCUCAAGGUCUCCGCCAUGGCUAAGGAGUUGCAUUUCAACAAGGAUGGUUCCGCUAUCAAGAGGCUUCAGGCUGGCGUGAACAAGCUUGCGGAUCUGGUUGGUGUUACUCUUGGUCCUAAAGGGAGGAAUGUUGUUCUUGAGAGCAAGUAUGGUUCACCUAAAAUUGUCAAUGAUGGUGUUACUGUUGCUAAAGAGGUUGAGUUGGAGGAUCCUGUUGAGAAUAUCGGUGCCAAGUUGGUGAGACAGGCAGCUGCCAAGACUAACGAUUUGGCUGGUGAUGGAACCACAACCUCGGUUGUCCUAGCUCAGGGUCUUAUUGCGGAAGGUGUCAAGGUUGUUGCAGCGGGUGCCAACCCUGUUCUUAUUACCCGUGGCAUUGAGAAGACAACGAAAGCUCUAGUAGCUGAGCUUAAAAAGAUGUCGAAAGAGGUUGAAGAUAGUGAGUUGGCGGAUGUGGCAGCAGUCAGUGCUGGGAACAAUAUUGAAGUAGGAAGUAUGAUAGCAGAAGCUUUGAGCAAGGUUGGUAGAAAGGGUGUUGUGACACUUGAGGAGGGAAAGAGUGCUGAAAAUGCUCUAUAUGUUGUUGAGGGGAUGCAAUUUGACCGUGGUUAUAUUUCACCAUACUUUGUUACUGACAGUGAGAAAAUGUCAGUUGAGUUUGAGAACUGUAAGUUGCUUUUAGUUGAUAAAAAGAUAACCAACGCAAGGGAUCUUAUUAACAUACUUGAGGAUGCAAUUAGAAAUGGUUUCCCUAUUUUGAUCAUUGCGGAGGAUAUUGAACAAGAAGCUUUAGCGACCCUGGUGGUGAACAAACUUAGAGGAUCACUAAAGAUUGCAGCACUUAAGGCCCCUGGGUUUGGAGAACGCAAGAGCCAGUACCUUGAUGAUAUUGCCAUUUUGACAGGAGGUACUGUGAUCAGAGAAGAGGUUGGUCUUACUUUAGACAAAGCUGGGAAAGAGGUUCUGGGUGAGGCCUCCAAGGUGGUGCUUACCAAGGAUUCAACCACAAUUGUUGGUGAUGGAAGUACCCAAGAAGCUGUGAACAAAAGAGUUGCACAAAUCAAGAACCAGAUUGAGGCUGCAGAACAAGACUAUGAAAAGGAAAAGCUCAGUGAAAGAAUUGCAAAACUGUCUGGUGGUGUCGCCGUGAUACAGGUUGGAGCACAAACUGAGACAGAACUCAAAGAAAAGAAAUUGAGAGUUGAAGAUGCUCUUAACGCCACAAAGGCAGCUGUUGAGGAAGGUAUUGUAGUAGGUGGUGGGUGUACUCUGCUAAGACUUGCGUCAAAGGUGGAUGCAAUCAAGGCUACCCUAGAUAACGAUGAAGAGAAAGUUGGAGCAGAUAUUGUUAAAAGAGCUCUUAGUUACCCUCUAAAAUUAAUUGCUAAGAAUGCUGGUGUAAAUGGCAGUGUUGUGAGUGAGAAGGUUCUUUCUAGUGACAAUUUUAGAUAUGGAUAUAAUGCUGCCACUGGUAAAUAUGAAGAUUUAAUGGCUGCUGGUAUCAUUGAUCCAACAAAGGUGGUUAGAUGUUGUCUGGAACAUGCAUCCUCUGUGGCCAAAACCUUCUUAAUGUCAGAUUGUGUAGUUGUUGAGAUUAAGGAACCAGAGCCUGUAGUUGCUGGCAACCCUAUGGACAACUCAGGAUAUGGGAUUUAAGGCAAUGACUGCUUCAGUUAGAACAAGAUUUUCCCCAUUCCUUUGAUGAAGAACAUAUGAUUUGGCAGCUAUUUUAUUGGUAGCAGCAAAUCCAAAUUAAGGCGGAUGUAGUGUGGUGAACUAGAUAGAGUGACGGAUUUUUGUUUAAUAAUAAUGAAAUUCUUUUUGCUAAUUACAUCAUCCAUAAAUCUAUCAUAGCACGAUUUUUGUUUUGUACUUGUUAUUUUUCGCUGGAAGAAAAUAUUCAGUUCCUGCUCC
Molecule: messenger RNA, 2158 nt
Organism: Lotus japonicus
Lineage: Eukaryota; Viridiplantae; Streptophyta; Magnoliopsida; Fabales; Fabaceae
Product: ruBisCO large subunit-binding protein subunit beta, chloroplastic
Exons: 14
Coding region: 110-1900 (596 amino acids)
Biological process (GO): protein refolding
Cellular component (GO): chloroplast stroma; cytosolic ribosome
Molecular function (GO): ATP binding; ATP-dependent protein folding chaperone
Source: RefSeq, a predicted model, not a curated record